This is a messenger RNA of Cuscuta campestris, 1554 nucleotides long. NCBI's taxonomy places the organism in Eukaryota, Viridiplantae, Streptophyta, Magnoliopsida, Solanales, Convolvulaceae. The record is from the annotation of a GenBank genome assembly.
AAUUUCAUUCCCUCUCACCACUAUCCCUCUCAAAUACUCUCUUUCUCUCUCUAGAAUUUUAUGUAUUUUAUUUCUUCCAAGAAGCUUCAAGCUUCCAUUAAUGGCUUUUAAGCUCAAAUCAUGUACCAGACUAUGUCUGUUGGCACUUUGUGAUUUUGCACUGUGAGGGGUUCAUGUGUUGGUCGGAAAUGGCGGGCUGCUGUGAGCAAAGGAUCGAAGUACGGAGUCUCUCCGGCGAGAGGACAACCGCUUCCGUGUCGCCGAACCUUACCGUUCAACAACUCAAGCUCAUUCUCAAGCAAACUUUUAUCCCCGCAUCUUCUUCCUCCAAUUUCCAUCUAUUUUUCAAGGGAACAAAAUUGUUAUUAGAGAAUAAGGUUAGCAGCUAUUCAAUUGGUGAUGAAGAUUUUUUGGUUCUUGUUCCUUUUGCAAAGAAGGAUAGACUAAAGUCUGAACACUCUGCAACGUCCCCAGCUAUGUCAGAAUUUGCAACUUCAAAGCAAUCUGAAUCAACAUGGUGUGAUGUGGUGGAUGACCUGUCAGUUUUGUGCAGUGAAAUUAACAGCAAAGAUCAAAAUGAUGUUGAGAAUGAGACAAUUAGUUUGGGAACAAACAUACAUUCAAAUAAUGGGAAUUUCACUUUGAAUAAUUCUUCACAAAGGAAACGCAAGCUAAAGUCCCAAGUUAUUAAGACAUAUGGACCUACAGAUGAGCUCAUAUUUGACAUCCUGCAGUCAUUUAGCAGUAGUAUAGUGGAGCAAACAUCUAAAUUUGUUAUGGUUUUAGACUCAGUUAAUUGCUUAAGUGAUCCAAAUUCAGGGAACUGCAUAUGCAUUGAAGCUCAAACACCGAACAAUGAGAUGGAUCCACGUUCUGGAAAAAAUAAAUUUUGCUUGUGCCCAUCAUGGUUGAAAAGUAAACUGAAAUUAUUUUCUUUCAUAAAUGUAUAUUAUGCUGUUACUCAACUUCAACAUGGACAAGUUACUAUGUAUUCUCUGAAGAGAGCACUUGAUGAAAUUGCUAAGUUUGGAUUUCAAGCCAGUAUAACAGAUGUUGAGUAUCUCUCUGACCUGUGUACAAAGCUUAUAAGAAUUGUUGACAAUUAUGAUGCAACAAUUACUUGUACCAAUGCUAUCGUGAUCAUUAAAUCUUCAAGUGAACAAGGCGAGCAGCACGAUGUUGCUAAAAAGUGUAUCCCAGAAUCAAAGAUAAUCAGUUCAAUGAAAAGACGGCAAGAGUGCUUCAAUACGAGUCUUUUGAAGGCCUUAAGAUCAUUAAUGCUUGAAGAUCGAAGCAAGUUUUCUAGUUUCUCCUUGGAAGAUUUCAUUCUGCAUGUGAAGCAGUGCAGUGAUGUUUCAAAUGGGAACAAAGUGAAACCAUCUGAUUCUCAUUCAUUUAAAGCACUUUGUCAUGUAUGAUUCAUUCCUUUUUACCCUCUCAUGCAUUGCGAUUCCCUAUAUUAUUAGAGUUUCAUCAAGUAGCAAUGUAGGCAGACUGUGUGCUGAGAAAAGCUCUAUUAGCUGUCUAUCUGUUGAAUAAUGAAAUGUUGAUCUA